Diuraphis noxia (Russian wheat aphid) is the source of this 858-nucleotide messenger RNA. RefSeq lists its product as uncharacterized. The record is from RefSeq and is a predicted model, not a curated record. Gene Ontology annotation, cellular component: membrane. Lineage: Eukaryota; Metazoa; Arthropoda; Insecta; Hemiptera; Aphididae.
AUGAGUGAUGAUGAUGAUUCAAAAACUUUAGAUCAAAAUGAUGAUAGUAAUGUAAAUGAUAUAAAUCAACAAAUAUACGAAACAACCGAUUCUGAUCAAAGUGUCUUACAAAGUCCAAACCCAAGUCCACAAUCAUCUGACGUUGUCAAUCAAAGACGAACAAGUUUACAUCCAUUAGAAGAAGUAGAGCUCAAAAGAAGAGUUAAAAGAAAGAGGACCUCGUCUGCACACGGCGGUCAACUGUUAUCUGCAGAUGAAAACAAUGAUGAGGAGAAUCAAAGUCAACGAUCGCCACGGCAGUCAACAGCCGGUAAUAAAAAUACUCUUAACAUAAGGAUGUCCUCGUUGUUGUAUGAAGGUUAUAGUUCAGUGACGUCAAUUGAUAGUAGAUAUUUAGAUAGUCGUCGAACAAACGAAAAAUGGAAAGAAUUUGUAGUGUUCAUGUACACUGAACCAUCAAUAAUGUUUUAUUCCAACAUUUUUUUAAUAAUUAGUGGUGUUAUGAUAAUUAGUGCAAUAUUUCAGCUUGGACUUGGAAUAACAAUAAUCAACAGAAUAACCGAUCAACAAACUAUGGUAAAAAAAGAAAUGAAGUUGAGUUUUUUAAAUUAUGGUAUUCAAUCAGAUGUCACACAACGUUGGAAUUCAUUUCAGUCAGAGUUAUCAUGUUGCGGAUUACACGGUGGAAAUAGUUACAAAGCAAAACAAUUACUAAUACCUGAAUCAUGUUUUAAAAAUCAGUGGAGUCUGAAACAAUAUGUYGAAAUAAAUGAUUGUCAUAUAAGUUGUUUCGAUUUGGUGAAAAAACUUGAGGAAAAGUUUUUGAAUCCAGUCAUUAUUCUAACAUUUUUUUGUUCA